AUGGAGGAGGAGCAAAGAAAGGAUAUGCCUUCUGCUGAAUUGAUCAAACCUGGUGAAAAAUACACAUGGGAUGGUACUUUGUCUCUCCACAUGCGUGUUCAUGUUAUGAAUGAUAAGUUACAGCGUGAUGAAAGAGCGUGUUUUACUGGUCCCACUCUAAACUCGGAGAACGUCUACCCCAUUUCCGAGUAUUUUAAAAAGAUAGACGCGAAGACCGACUGA
Messenger RNA from Paramuricea clavata, 222 nucleotides. The record is from the annotation of a GenBank genome assembly. Lineage: Eukaryota; Metazoa; Cnidaria; Anthozoa; Malacalcyonacea; Plexauridae.